This is a messenger RNA of Arachis duranensis, 831 nucleotides long. Its product is annotated as protein FAR1-RELATED SEQUENCE 6-like. Gene Ontology annotation, biological process: regulation of DNA-templated transcription. The coding region runs from base 1 to 831 and encodes 276 amino acids. The transcript has 4 exons. The record is from RefSeq and is a predicted model, not a curated record. NCBI's taxonomy places the organism in Eukaryota, Viridiplantae, Streptophyta, Magnoliopsida, Fabales, Fabaceae.
AUGAAGGAGAUCAAUCCCAACUUCUUCUAUGCCAUAGAUGUUGACGAUGCUAAUAAAUUUAAGAGCGCACUCUGGGUAGAUGCAAGGUGCAGGGCUUCGUAUGAAUAUUACGGAGAUGUGGUAUCGUUUGACACCACAUACAGAAGAAACAGGCAUGGUCUACCAUUUGCAUCCUUUGUCGGUGUAAACCACCAUGGGAAGUCUACUCUUCUUAGUUGUGCUUUACUUGGCAGUGAGGAGAUCCCUAGUUUCGAGUGGGUGUUCACGCAGUGGGUGAGAUGCAUUUGGCAGAUAAUGAAGAAAACACAAUUCAAGCUCGGUGGCUACGCUAGGUACGGAGAAUUGAGUGCAAUGAUGAAUCACAUUGUGUAUAACUCUCCUUCGAGUGAAUCGUUUGAAGUUGAUUGGGCUGCUUUCAUCAAAGAAUUUGCGUUAAGCCAGAACAGAUGGUUAGCAGAUCUUUAUGCGAAUCGACGUAAGUGGGUGCCAAUAUUCUUCAAGAGUGAAUUUUGGGCCGGCAUGAGGAGUACAUAUCGGAGUGAAAGUAUGCACGCAUUCUAUGGUGGAUACCUGCAUUGCAAAGGUGGGUUGGUUCAGUUCGUCCAUGAAUACGAUAACAUGCUUGGAAACAAGGAAGUUGACACAGUACCGAGCUGCUAUAUUCUUCCUCGAUGCAGUAAGAAUUUCAUCCGCAAGCACACUUACAUUAAGAGUAGCCAUGACGUGGCUCGAAGUAAUGAAAGCCACAAUUUGUUCAGGCAUCUGUGUUCGGAGUUCUAUAACGUUGCUCAGGAGUUUGUUGCUUGUGAAGAGAAAGCAGCCAUCUUGUGA